Molecule: messenger RNA, 705 nt
Organism: Penicillium soppii
Lineage: Eukaryota; Fungi; Ascomycota; Eurotiomycetes; Eurotiales; Aspergillaceae
Gene: fes1
Product: Hsp70 nucleotide exchange factor FES1
Exons: 2
Coding region: 1-705 (234 amino acids)
Source: RefSeq, a predicted model, not a curated record
AUGGACCCCGAAAUGAACAAGCUCCUCAAAUGGAGUAUCACCAACUCUGAUGCCUCCAAAGGCGCCGAGGAUGAAGGCAAUGCCGUCGAUGCUUCAAAGAGCCAGAUUACCCCAGAGCUUAUUAGCAAACUCUUUGGUGGCGGGCCCUCCGACGCCGACCUGAUGAAGGCCGCCAUUGAAGUCAUCAAAGACCCCGAGACCGAUUUGGAGAACAAGUUGGUCGCAUUCGACAACUUCGAACAAUUGAUUGAGGGAAUUGAUAACGCGAUGAACAUCCAAUCAUUGAACCUGUGGCCCGAUCUUGUCUCGCUGCUCGAACAUGAGGAGACUGACAUCAGACGAAUGGCUGCAUGGAGUGUCGGCACGGCUGUGCAGAACAAUCCAAAGACUCAGGCUCAUUUCGUCGACACACACUCAUUCCCCAAACUUGUCUCUAUCGCCACAACAGACCCCAACCCGGCCACCCGCAAGAAGGGCGUCUAUGCCCUCUCAUCCGCUGUCCGCAACCACCAGCCCAGCUUGGACGAGCUGCUCAAGAGUCUGCCUGCACCUUACCAAAAUCUGCCGGCAGAUUACAAACAGCAGCUGAAAGACGAGAAGAAAUCCGAGGAGGAGCAAGCCAAGCCACUCGAUGCCAGUAACAUGGACUUCAUUGAUUUCAUGAUGGACAAGCUGCGCACUCAUACCGUCGAUGCCUCGGCCUGA